AGUUGAAUCCAUUGUAAUUGUAGACUGGAGCUGGCAAUGCUGUCAGUGCAAAGGAAAAUUCCCAUGGUGGAUCAUGUCUACAAUCUCCUCAACAUGGUUUGGAAGACCUACCACUACAGCAGCAAGUCUAUGAGAGAACUGCGAGCACUUGGAGAGGAGCUGGGUGUGCGUGUCAAUGUACCAGGUAGUGUCAGUGGGACACGCUGGCUUGCACAUGUAAACCGUGCUCUGCAAACCUUACUGAGACCUGGAGGAAAGGACAGAAACCUGCAGAAUCCUGGCCAGUUCACAGCAGUUUACUUCCACAUGGAACAUUUGACUGCAUCAUCAACCAAUACUGACAUUGCUGGGAGAGCAAGGAAGGUCUGUAUUUAAUUUCAAAAUGAUUUCAUAUUUGUGAUAUAUACAAAUUACUGAUAUUGGUUACUUAUGUCUUGCAGGUCAAGAAGAUGAUGGAAGAUGGGGCCUUUGUGGGUUUCUUUCACUUCUUGGCUGACUUGUUUGAGGCCAUUAGCAAAUUCAGCCUUCUUCUCCAAAGAAAUGAUGUUAUUUUGCCUCAGGUAAUGUUGAGAUGUUAAUAAGAAUAUUAUUUAACCUUGUUAAAUAAAAGUACAAAUUACAAAUAAAUCUAGUCAUAUAUAGUUUAUAUAGUCAUAUAUAUGUCAAUGGAAAAUAUUUUACAGGCUGUGAAUGGGAUUCAGAAUCUUAUUGCAACUGUUGAGGCCAUGUCAGUGAGAUGCAAGCCAGGCGGUAGGCUAGCAGAAUUACUGGCAGACCUUCAGAGCCAGAGAAGACAACAAGAGAGCGAUGGUGAAGCUCACCCUUUGUACAAAUAUCAGGUGAGCAAUUAUUAUAUUAUUUUAGAUUUUGAUUUGAUUAAUUAAUUUAAUAUUUGUCUUAAUGUUGAAUCUUGUGUGAACUCAGGGGGUCACCAUCAAAGGAGAAGCCUCUGGACUGGGAACAGAUGGACUUUCAAUGGAAAGCACACCACAACUGCAACGAGCAGUGAAAGCAACAGUAGAGUGCACUGUGCUGCACCUGAAGCAGAGGUUCAGUAGUCUACUUGGCAAGUGAAAACACAACAACAAUUUUUAUAUAUAUAAUUUAGAUAUCAUUAUGAAACAUCUAUCUUUCUCUUCAUUUAAUCUCUCUUUCUAUUUCUAUUUCUUGAUAGAUGAAGGGUCCUCAUCUGCAACUACAAAGGCAGUGAGGUCAUUCAAAAUAUUCAAUCACGAUUCCUGGCCUGAACAAAGACAUCUCCUGACAGACUAUGGUGCAGAGGAGCUGGACUUCCUGCUGGACCACUUCUCUCCCAUCUUAACGAGAAAUGGCUGUGAUGCCAAUCUGGCAAGAGAGGAGUAUCAGUCAAUGAAAAUUUUCAUUGUCAGCAACUACAUGGACAAGUCAUACCAUGCCCUGUGGGGGAUGAUGUUGACCAAAAUGCCGUUCUGCUCCGACUACAAAAACAUCCUCCAUCUUGUACACAUCAUGCUUGCACUACCAGUGUCCUCUGCUGUGUGCGAGAGAGGAUUCUCAUCCCAGAGGAGGAUCAAGUCAGAUGUCAGGGGGUCACUUCAUGUGGACACUGUUGAGGACUUAAUCAGAAUUAGCAUGGAGGGACCAAGCAUCGAUGAGUUUGAUGCUAAAGAGGCUGUUGACAUGUGGCUCAAUCAGGCUCAACGUUCAAGGAGGCCUAAUUACAAGGGUUGGCCUACACAGGCAACUUAUCCCCCACCAAGGGGUGAUCUUUCCUAGACGUGUUUAGGCACAAGUUAUGUGUCUACAACUUGUUCCGUUAUUGACAGUACAGCAUAAAUAUUCACUUAGUAUUAUUAAGCUGUAACUGGUUUAUGUUGUCAAAACCAUUGCACAAUAAAAUGAGUUCAUAAGCUUGUAGUUUCUGCAUUUAUUGUCAAAGUAUUUAUCAGUGUUACAGUGUAUAUGAUAGGAAAACAUUUUAAGUCGAUUUCGGUGUGCGCUCCUAAAUUUUCUGCUUGCGCCCCUAAAAUUUUAAGUUAGGGGCCACUGUGCUCCUAGUAAAAAAAGUUAGUCUGGAGCCCUGUAAACUACAUAUUUAACAUUGGACUUUAGUGGCACAAAUUUCCAUUACACUAUGUAAAGCCACACAAUAUGUUGGGGCUUGGGCAACUUGGCCUAAAAGCAAGUCUUAACCCUCAAAUAGGCCUGUCUAAAGUCUCUCAUAAAUUGAGGACAAAAAAAGCUCAGACUCAAACUGGUCCUCACAAAGAUAGACAUACAAUA
Molecule: messenger RNA, 2262 nt
Organism: Stegastes partitus (bicolor damselfish)
Lineage: Eukaryota; Metazoa; Chordata; Actinopteri; Pomacentridae
Exons: 3
Coding region: 1117-1755 (212 amino acids)
Molecular function (GO): protein dimerization activity
Source: RefSeq, a predicted model, not a curated record